Molecule: messenger RNA, 288 nt
Organism: Dichomitus squalens LYAD-421 SS1
Lineage: Eukaryota; Fungi; Basidiomycota; Agaricomycetes; Polyporales; Polyporaceae
Exons: 3
Cellular component (GO): fungal-type cell wall
Molecular function (GO): structural constituent of cell wall
Source: RefSeq, a predicted model, not a curated record
AGUGCGCCUAGCGCCGCUCCUGGCGGCGAGUGCAACACGGGCCCCAUCCAGUGCUGCGACCAAGUCGCGCCCGCCAACAGCACGCAGAUGAGCAGCAUCAUCUCGGCAAUUGGCAUCGGCUUGGACGUCCUGGGGGGCUUGGGCGACAGCCUCGUCGCAACCUCGUGCUCGCCGAUCGACGUGCUGUCCUUGGGAGGCGGGGCCGAGUGUAAUCAAAGCCCUGUGUGCUGCAACAACAAUGACUACCAGGGUCUGAUCAACAUCGGCUGUGUUCCUAUCCAACUUUGA